Molecule: messenger RNA, 912 nt
Organism: Talaromyces rugulosus
Lineage: Eukaryota; Fungi; Ascomycota; Eurotiomycetes; Eurotiales; Trichocomaceae
Exons: 5
Coding region: 1-912 (303 amino acids)
Source: RefSeq, a predicted model, not a curated record
AUGGCUCCAUCGUCGCUUCUACUUGGUAUUGUUUUGACGGCCGCCAGCCCGCUGCUUGCUCUCGGUCAAAAACUUGAUAAGCCUGCGCUCACUUCCAACCUCGACUACUUAGAGCAGGGCAACAUUGACAACCUUAACCCAACCCAAAGUACAAAUGAUCAAUGGGGCUCUGGUUGGAUUCCCUCUGAUUGCAAAGACAUUGCCAACAACGAGGGCAAGAGCCCUGAUGACUUCGAAAUUUACAAUGUCCACUACGAUGAUUGCGACGAUGCAUGGGUAUUCUGUCGCCAUAAGGAUACUCCGACAGAUUUAAUAACAACAAUCGACAUUUUCGGUCGACUUCCUGUCGCUAUGCGAAGCUGGGUCAGACACGUUUUGACUCUUCCAGGCGAUAACUAUGCAUAUAAUUCCAACGGUAACGUUGCAUUUUUUGGAACUACCAGCAGCAUCCUGGAUGUAGCAAUUCACGAGACUGGGCAUAGUCUCGACCUGCUGGGGGCGUACGGCGACCCGUUGUCUAGUAGCCAAGAUUGGCUUGACAACUACAACCAGGAUUCAAAUGUGCCGGACGAUUAUGCUCAGACAAACCAGGUCGAGAAUGUUGCACAGAAUACCGUUGUGAGUGUUUACGACAAGGUCGUCCCUGGUGGCUUCGGUUCUGCCCAGUCCAACUGGAACAAUAUCUUCCACCAGUAUGCAACUCUGCAGGGAAAGGCCGGGGAUCAAAUUAUUCCCGGUGGAACCUGUGAUCGUCAUCUCGUUAAUUCUGAGACUGUUUCCACCGGCAGCUCCGCUUCUACCAUUAUGGUAGAUUAUUCUGUCAACAAACCAAACACUUCAUUCAAAGGUAACUAUACCAGAGUUUUGAAGAACCACCCUAAAUUUAGCACCAAGGAACUCUGUGCCUUUUAA